Fibroporia radiculosa is the source of this 2667-nucleotide messenger RNA. RefSeq lists its product as uncharacterized. Gene Ontology annotation, biological process: rRNA methylation; maturation of 5.8S rRNA from tricistronic rRNA transcript (SSU-rRNA, 5.8S rRNA, LSU-rRNA); maturation of LSU-rRNA from tricistronic rRNA transcript (SSU-rRNA, 5.8S rRNA, LSU-rRNA). Gene Ontology annotation, cellular component: nucleus; nucleolus; preribosome, large subunit precursor. Gene Ontology annotation, molecular function: rRNA (guanine) methyltransferase activity; rRNA (uridine-2'-O-ribose)-methyltransferase activity. The record is from RefSeq and is a predicted model, not a curated record. The transcript has 8 exons. Bases 1 to 2667 code for a protein of 888 amino acids. Lineage: Eukaryota; Fungi; Basidiomycota; Agaricomycetes; Polyporales; Fibroporiaceae.
AUGGGCAAGGCUCAGAAAAAGACGGGCAAAGGCAGACUCGACAAGUACUACAAACUUGCAAAAGAGCAAGGCUACCGUGCGCGGUCCGCUUUCAAGCUUAUACAGCUGAACAAAAAAUACUCUUUCUUGGAGUCCGCUCGAUGUUGUAUAGAUCUCUGUGCGGCGCCUGGAGGUUGGCUUCAGGUCGCGAGCAAGUACAUGCCAGUGAACAGCGUUAUAGUCGGCGUCGACCUGGUCUCCAUAAAGCCAAUACCCCACGUAAUAACUUUUGCCUCGGAUAUCACCACGCCACAAUGUCGCAAUCUCAUUCGUGCAGAACUCAAGGAUUGGAAAGCGGACGUCGUUCUACAUGAUGGCGCACCUAAUGUCGGUACAGCCUGGGUGCAAGAUGCAUAUGGCCAGUCAGAACUGGUUCUUAUGAGUAUGAAGCUCGCAGCCGAAUUCCUAAUCAAGGGUGGAACGUUCGUUACAAAGGUGUUCCGGAGCGUGGAUUAUAACAAUCUCAUCUGGGUAUUUAAUCAACUUUUCGGUAAGGUUGAGGCAACGAAACCACCGUCAUCCCGAAAUGUAUCUGCAGAAAUUUUCGUCGUCUGUAGAGACUUCCUUGCACCUAAACACAUUGACCCCAAAUUCUUCGAUCCCAAACAUGUAUUCAAGGAUCUCUCUGUGUCAGCUUCCACGAGUGAGCUAUCAUCGAAGAACCACCAGGUUACUGUGUUCCAGCCUGAGAAGAAGCGCAGACAUAGGGAUGGGUACGAUGACGGCGACUACAUCCUAUUCAAGAAGACUGGUGCCGCGGAAUUCAUUCGGAGUCAAGAUCCUAUAGCAGUCCUCGGUAGUGUCAAUAAGAUUACCUUCGAGACAGAAGAAGAGAAAGACUGGUUGAAGCUGGACAUUACCACCUCUGAUAUUACUGAAAAUUGUGGCGAUCUCAAAGUUCUGGGGAAAGGCGAUUUCAAGGCGCUUCUUAAAUGGCGCACAUCAUUGCGGGAGGAAGUUGGCCUUGAGGUCAAAACAAUGCCAUCCGAGGAGCUUACUGAAACAGUCGAGAUAACGGAGGAGCUCGAUGAGGAGGCUGCUAUUCAAAAUGAGGCAUGUGGUACCAACAAAUACAGUUUGAGUCUUGCUGAUGGCAUUCUUCGCCAGCUGGAGCGACUCAAUUCGGAAGCAGUAGCCCGCGCUAAGCGAGAUCGACGACGUGCCAAUGAAAUCAAAACUCGCACUAUCCAGCGAAUGCAGCUUCAAAUGACUGCACCUUUGGAUAUCGGUAUGGAACAUAAUGAUGCAGCCCUCAAAUACGGCCAGGAGGACGUCUUUGAGCUGGGAGGCGUCGCGAAAGCGAUGAAAGGACGCAAUGGAGCUACCGCGCUUGCGGACGUCGACGACGCAAGUACAGAUGACGACCCGGAGGAGGCCAGCUCAAAUGAAGAAGGGGAUGAACUCAUGGACUCAGAUGAGGAACAAGGGAGACAAAUUUCCCAUCUUGAGGCUGAGCUCGAUGGACUUUACGACGCGUAUCGGGAUCGUUUAAGGGAACGCGACGCAAAGUAUAAGGUUAAGGAAGCUCGGAAGAACAACAAGAAUAGGGAAGAAUGGCAUGGGAUCCAAGAGGCACAUAGUGAUGACGAUGAUGACAGCGAGGGGGAAGGGGGUUGGGAGAAUUUGGAGCAAGCAAAGGAAAGGAUGGGCGAAGAUUCGAGCUCUGACGAGAACUCUGACGAAGAAGAGAACGGCCCUGUCGUGACAAAGCGGAAACGUCCAUCCACCGAAAAUGUUCGCACCGAUGCUCAUGAUCACAAGAAGGCACGCACUAUAACCCAGGCCGACAUGCCUGCAGAAGCACCUCAUUUAAGUCGUGCUGCACAAGUUUGGUUCAGUCAGGAUUGUUUUGCUGGUGCAGAUAUCGAUGUUGAGGACGACCCAUCUGAACAAACAGACGCGACAGACGAGGACGAUGAGGCAGAAAGCUUGCAUUCAGAUCCGGGGCAGUCUUCAAGCGAAAAUGACAAUGACUUCGAGGAGGUGCCACAAGAUGUUGAUGGCGACGUAGACAUGUGGGACGUGGAAAACGAAAACUUGGAUGAGCUUAAAGAUGCCAAGAUCCGCAAUCAUGGGCUCUUGACGGCGGAAGCUGUCACUAUUGCGCAGCAACUCGUGAACAGAGAAAAAACGCGUACCCAGCUUGUCAACGAUGGUUUCAAUCGAUAUUCCCUAAAUGCGAAGGAUGAUCUCCCGUCUUGGUUUCUGGACGAUGAAGAUAAACAUUACAAGGCCAAUAUACCCGUCACAAAGGAGGCCAUUGCUGCCUUACGCGCGAAAAUGCGCGCGCUGGAUGCCCGUCCAAUCAAGAAAGUUGCGGAAGCAAAGGCACGAAAAAAGUUCAAGGCUGCGCAGCGAUUAGAGAAGGCCAUGAAGAAGGCGGACGGCGUCAACGACACCGCUGAUAUGACAGAGCGGGAGAAGGCAAAACAGAUAGAGAAAUUGAUGCAGAAGGGUAUGGCUAAGAGCAAGAAGAAAGAAGUGAAAGUGGUGGUUGCGAAAGGUUCUCACAAAGGUGUGAAGGGUCGCCCCAAGGGUGUGAAGGGACGCUACGUGAUGGUUGAUUCUAGGAUGAAAAAAGAGCUGCGAGCGAAGAAACGACAAGAGAAGGCAGCCAAGCGGCGAUGA